Messenger RNA from Bacillus rossius redtenbacheri, 8757 nucleotides. RefSeq lists its product as uncharacterized. The transcript has 2 exons. Gene Ontology annotation, cellular component: nucleus. Lineage: Eukaryota; Metazoa; Arthropoda; Insecta; Phasmatodea; Bacillidae. The record is from RefSeq and is a predicted model, not a curated record. Bases 1477 to 2964 code for a protein of 495 amino acids. Gene Ontology annotation, molecular function: DNA binding.
UUCCAUUUAUUUUUAAUUUAUUUACUUGAAAAUGCCUAAGUGAACCUUCAUUGAUAGACGCAGUACAAAAAUAUCAAUACAUAAACUCAAAAAUAAAGAACGUAAAGAAACAAGGUCACAACUAAUAGACAAUGAUAGAUAUCUCGUAACAUUUACAAGAUCAUAUUAGUAGAUGUUAAGUAAAUAAAAUACAAUAGUUUUUUUGCACCAAUAUGUUUAUCUGUUAAAGGAACAUAAUUUUUAAAUUAUUCAAAGUCGUGAGUCUUAAGUCAAAUGCGAUUUAUUUUUUUAAAGUACGAAAUAGUGGUUUUGACUUCCAUUGAUUUGGAGUAUGUAAUUACCAUUCCGGUUGUAUUUAUAACAGUACAAAUAUUGCAUGUAAUAUUUUUUUUUCUUGUUGGCAGAGAACCAAGAAGGGUAUCUAAAAUCUGUGUCAUUAUCAUCUUUUUUUGUCUAUAAUUCUUAUUUAUUGGUUCUUGACGUCAUGAAAUGUUUCACUAUCAAUUUAAUUUUUUACAAAUAAUAGAACCUUGUUAUAGUUUAUCUCAAACUAAAGCCAUUUGGAGACUAAUCAUGGAAUCUUUGUUAGUAGAAUUAGUAUAUGUAAUAUAUUUAAUGAGGGCAGGAGUACUACUACCAUUUGAUAUUAGUGCGGAGUUCCCACAGACAGGGAAAAACUAGGGAACUGAAAAGGUGUCUUCAAAACCUGGAAAACACAGGGAAAUUGACAAAUUGUUAGUUACCAAACUGGAGGUGUAGUUUUUAAUACUGAUUUGUUCCUUUAAUGUCUAAUAAUUAUUAUUUUUUAAUCACUUAGUAAAUCAACAGUGUGUUGAUUUAAUUGUUAAAGCACAAUCAAAUGUAAAUAGUCAUUCACCUGGUCAGAAUCAAUAAGUUUUCUUUCAAAUUUUGAUCAAAUCUAGUGGGUUUAAAUAACAGACUGGUAGCAUUUGUUGUAUAGCAUUAAUGAAAAUGACAGUGAUAACUGGUAUUGCGCAAGAAAGGCUUUUAUGUUCAUUUUUACAUGUUAUGUUGUUUCUUUAAGUAUUGGUGUUUUAAUAUAUUUAUGUAACAUUGUGAUAUUAAUGAGAUGGGGGGAAAUGUUUGGUUGGACAGGGUAACAAGGAAAACUUAGGGAAACUCUUAGAGUAAGUGUUUGGGAACCCUGAAGUGAUUCCAUAUGAUGAUUAAAAUAAUAAUUUUAGAAUCAGUUGAGGUACCGUAAACUGGGGAUACUUUGAACACGGGGGAAACUUUGAACACUUUUUCAGAAAUUGAUAUUGACGUCUAUAGAAAGUUUUCCUGUCUAAUUUCACAGGUAAAACUUAUGUUGGUAUGUUUUUUGUACUAUAUUUAAGCGUUUUGGUGCAACUGGCCUACAGAGGUUUUACUCAUAUCUCUUUGGUGGAUAUUCAAAAUGGUUGCUAAUUUUCACUAAAAUUAUUAUCUGGGACAACUUUAAUCUCUAAAAAGAUAAUGCCAAGAAAACAUUUUCGUAGGAUAGAUGCACGUGCAUACCAGAAUUAUACCACACAAAAUCUGGAUCAAGCUCUGAAAAAUGUGUUGCAAGGGAAAAUGACAUUAAGAAAAGCUAGUAAGCAAUUUUCUAUUCCAUUGGGAACCCUAAGCCAUAAGUUAAGAAAUAAACGCACAAAUAGCAUUGGACGACCAUUAGUAUUUUCUGCCGAUGAAGAAAAUAGUUUUGUUGACCACUUGAUAAAGGUUGCUGAAUGGGGAUUUCCGUUCAACACAUUAGACCUGAGAAUGAUGGCUAGUGCAUAUUUAAACAUUAGAGGCCGCACAGUACCCUGUUUUAAGAAUAACAUUCCGAGUAGUGAUUGGGCCUUAGCCUUUCUGAACAGGCACAGAGCCAAAAUAUCCAGACGUAUGGGUCGAAACAUCAGCAUAAGUAGGGCUUCCUUAUCUGCUGAAACAGUAAAGCAGUACUUUGACAAUCUGACUGCUACACUGUUAAAUGAUGAUGGUACUGAAGUCUCGCCAACAACCAUAUUCAACUAUGACGAGACUAAUUUGUCUGAUGACCCUGGCCAAAAGAAAUGCAUUUUUAAGAGAGGGGUCAAAUAUACAGAUAGAGUUCGAAGCAGUACCAAAAGCUCAAUAUCCAUUAUGUUCUGUGGUUCAGCAUGUGGUUCUAUGUUGUCUGCAUAUGUUGUCUAUAAGGCAGAGCACAUAUGGUCCACUUGGACAGAAGGUGGUCCACCAAACACUCGAUAUAAUCGCAGCAAGAGUGGAUGGUUCGAUAUUGUUACUUUCAGUGACUGGUUUGAGACAGUGUUCGUUCCACAUGUGAAGAACAUUCCUGGGAAAAAAGUCUUGAUAGGUGACAACCUGAGCAGCCAUUUCAGCGAACGUGUUCUGAAGCUGGCACAAGAAAAUGACAUCGCCUUCACCUGUUUACCAGCAAAUGGUACUCACCUGCUGCAACCUCUGGAUAUUGCAUUUUAUGGCCCAUUGAAGCGGUACUGGAGAAAUGUGCUGGACUUUUGGAAGUCAUCAUCAAAAAAGAAAUCCCAAACACUCAGUAAAGAUCAGUUUCCACGAUUACUUACCAAACUGUAUGAGAAACUAUACUCUAGUGUGGCUGAUACUAGUAAUAAUUUGACUGCAGGGUUAAGAAAAUGUGGAAUAUACCCUCUGAAUCCUACCAUGGUAAUGGCAAGACUACCUGAUGGAAUUUGUGACCAGUCUACAGAAAAGGAACUUGCACCCAAUGCAGUUGUGUCAGAGGCAGUCGUCAGCAUGCUCAAGGAAAUGAGAGGAGUUGAUGAGCCAGUGAGAAGACAGAGGAAAAGAAGAAUUAAUGUUGUGCCAGGAAAAAGUAUCUCUGCAUUUGACCUAUUAUUAGCAAGUAGUUCUACCCAACAGCAACAAAGCCAGAAGAGUAUUGUAGAGGAAGAUGACAAUGGUACAAGCAGCGAUGAAGAUGUGUGUGCAUUACAAUAAAAUAGUGAACACAAUCAUAGUGAACAUGAAGAUGAUGAGCAUGAGUAUGGGAUGGAAAUUUUGAAUGGUUCCUCAGACCAUGUUCUAGUAGAAGAGGCUUUUUGUUUGGUCAAGUUUCAAGUGAAGAAAUCCGUAAAACAUUAUGUUGGUAAGAUUAUAAAUGUGUCUCAAGAUAAUGUUGGAUCAACAUGUGAUGUAAAGUUUCUUCGGCACAGUCAUAAAAUGGCACUGAAGUUUUAUUGGCCCAAUGUAGCUGAUGAAGGAACAGUUUGCAAGGAAGACAUAGUGAGGUCAUUGAGUGCUCCAAGGGUUGAUAGACGAGGAUUUCUAAUUUUCAGUGAGAAUGAGCUAGAUUUGUAUCUAAAAACACUUCAUUAGAUGCAGUUAUGUGAUUUCAAACUCUGCAAAGUUGAAAUUUCUGGACUAAGAUAAUCUGAUAUAAAAAUAAGUAGUUUCUAAAAAUUUACAAACAAAAUUUGUGUGUUGUUGUGCUUUAAAUUUAAUGUUAUGACAUAAAAAACAUAAUUUAUUAAUUUACUUAGUUUGUGAAACCUAGCAGGUGUUCAAAGUUGAUUGUUAGCAAUAUUAGUUUGAAUGCCAGUAUAAAAUAAUGGUUGUUCAAUGUUACCCCAAUUGCAGGGAAACAUUGAACACUGCAUUUUUAUUUAAUUUUAAUAGUAAUUUUUUUUUAUCUGACCAACUAAACUAUGGUAUCAUUUUGGCUUCAUGGUCCUCCUAUUUUGGUGAAAAAAAUUUCAAUUAAUACAUUGUAAAUAUAAAUUAUAUUUAAUAAAAAAGUCAAAAAGUGUUCAAAGUAUCCCCAGUUUACGGUACUUCAGUCUUUUAGAUGUUGUUUUUUUCAUGAUUGAUUGAUUUGCUAAGUUAUAUCAAAAAGAUGAAUUUUCCUAGGUAAGAUUAUGGUGGUAGUUUUUCUUUAUUUAAAAUUGACAAAGUUUUCAUCACACAACUUUACAAUAAAAAAUAAGUCAGAAGUAACUAACUGUCAUGUAAGGAAGUAAUUUUUCUUAACAGUUUUAGGUCAUCGGCAAACAGAAAACCAAUACAUGUUGUGGUUUAUCUUUUUAAUUAUAUAAUGAAUAAAAUUUUUAAUAAAAAAGUCAAUUGGGUACUUCCUCCUUGAACCCCAGAACUAACAACAUAUAAUUCCAAUUUAAAGUUAUUGACUGAAACGCAGAAACAUCGUUCAGACAAUGUAUUGAACCAUUUUAAUUAUUUGGACCUUAAUCCAAUAUUAGAUUCUUUUGUUAAUUUAACAUUUAUUGUGUCAAAAUCUUUUGCUAAAUAAAAAUAGCAAGCAUCCAUGUGAUCACGUGUUAUUACUUCAGAAUAAAUAGAGUUAAAUCAAUGCCAAGUGGACUUAGCGCUCGUUAAAGUAUACAGUUGUGCAGCGCAUUGUACCAUAUUGGUGAAGUUGGUUGUCAAAUGUGCUUUCGUAUGGUAGCUUUCAUUUUCAGAAGGCGUCUACUAUUAAAUAAAUUUAUAUUUGAUUUUGAAAACGUGUGGACUUUGUGCCAGAGAUGGCUGAAUGUUGGUUGUGGCUCGUGAGUGAUUGACAAAACAAAUAUAAUUUCAGGCCUAUGCGACAUACAUCCUAACUCUAGUGAUGAGGUUGAUUUGAAAUGAAAGGUAUCACUUCGGUCACAUGCAACGCACAUUUGUUAUGUUCUCAUAGAUCGAGAUUAUAAUAAAGAAGUGUAUGUAUUUGCACGCAAGGAAAAAUGUAUGGUUUUGUUGUGUUUUUUUAUGCCAUGCUGAAUAGUUUGCCCAGUCAUAAAUCUUUCCACAUGGGAUACAUUUUAUAUGUGGCUUCAGGAAAGAAAAUGCACAUUAAAAUUUGUGUAUUAUAAUUAAAUGUAGCUUGAACUAGGGUAAUAUUUAUAUGAGGUGUGUAUCAGCUGUGGCAUUUUGUUGUUUUAUGCUACAUGUACUUCAAGUUUCCCUCAGCUGUCAACUACGUUUCCACCUCCUUGCAGGAGGAAACCAUCCUAUUUUCCAUGGUUGUAAAGUUGGGCUUUGUGACAUGGGCAAAUGGCAGACAAAGAAAAAAUCCUUCCAUCAGCUUGUGCGGGAAUACGUCGUGUGCAUAAUAUAGUAUCUGCACUGUGGUGUAAUAGUCAGUUACUGCUGUUACAUGUAGGAUACGCAAUGGUGUACAGCAUCAUUAAGUACUUCUCGGUGGUUGCAUGAAUAUCACAGAAUCACAGAAUUCUUCAUAGUCUGUAGUAUCUUAUUUCUUAAAACCGGUAUAAAUUUUAAUCAUAAAUAUAUAUGCCAUUAAUAAUUCCUAUCACUAACGUGUUUUAAACAUAAGCACCAGGUCUCCAAGCUACUGUGUAUUUAUUUUAAGUGCAAUCAAAUAUAUAAAGCCUUUGCUUGUUUAAAAUCAAUGCAUCAUUUCAAAGUGAUCAAAAAAAAAUUUUUUUUUUGUCAGACAGGCAAUGUGUUACAUAGAAGAAAAUUAUGUAAAUUUGCAUUAUGACUUAGUCACACCUGUAAGUGGUUAAUAAAAUCUUUCAAUUUUGUAAUUUAAAAUGUGCUAAAGUUGUACUAAAAGUCAUUGAAUAAGCUUCAUAGUGGUGAAAAAAUGUUAAAAUUAAAUAUUUGAACAAUUGCAAAACAUCAACUGGUUUUACACCUUAUGAAUGUAAUUAAGUUUGGUUUGAAAAAUUUUAUAAACCAAAACACAAAAAUGUUAUAAUGUGAAAGUGUAGUAUUAUUUAAAUUCUCAGUUUAAGAAAGUAAUUUCAAGAUAGCGCACAUCACCACGAAACGGUAACAGUUCCAAACAGAGUAAACUGUUUGGCUAUAUUGCCACUGAAAUGUAUGGAUCCUGAGGGGGGAAAAAAACAGGGACAUAACGUAUUAACCUGUAUAGAGGCCGACCCCUACUUUCUCCAACAAAAAAUUACAAAAUUCAUUUUUCUUCAUCAGAAUCCUUUCUCUCCACAUGUUCUUAUAAAACCUACAUUGGCGAACUGCUGCACAGUUGUUCGUCUGUUUGGCAUAAUGUACUACUAUGAAUUUAUAAUUACUAUUAGAAGAGUUUAUUCCUGGUUUUGGAACCUGGGAUGCAGAUGUACCACAUUUUUGACAUAAUCAUUAAUAACAGAUAAAUAAUUAUAAAUCUUAUGAAAAACUGAAAUGCAAAUUUCAGUUAUGCACAACGUUUCUACCAUACAGUUCAGGUUAAUGUUAAAUUUAAGAAGAAAUUUUUUUUUAACUGUAAACAAGUACAUUGUGAGAAAUAAUAUUCAUUGGGUCCGUUCUUUUAGCUAACAUAAAUAAUAACCUGUACUUAACUUUUUAUUAUAUUUUUUUUUUCAGACUUCUAGGCAGAUGUAAUGGAACAUACCUUGCUUGUAACCAUAUUCUUUCCUUUGUAGUUUGGUUAGCCUGCAUCCAAAUACCCUGUUUACAUUUUUUUUUUUCCCUGUUGACAGAGGAAAAAACACACACAUACUGAAAUUUAUUUGAUUCUGGUUUAUAUGCUUCAAUUUUAGUUUAGGAUAUUUCAAUUUUUUGAAAUAUAAUUUUGCAGUCAAGAAGUCAAAAAUGAGGUGGUAGUAUAAAAGCUUAUGCUGUACUGUAUGUACUGUAUUUUUAGUGUUUAUGACCAUUCUGUGAUAACAUUGUUUAUUCGUAUAAAAUUUCGUGUUUUUCAGAAUAUUUUAUUGCAUACAGUGUAAACUCUUUAUAACGUCACUCGAUUUAAGAUAAACUACUUAAAACGUCGAAAUUGCUUGACUUUGGUUGGUUUACCUUGUUUUUUAUACAAUAAUACACUCUAUAUAGCGUCACGCUCACUCUAUUUAACGAAAACAAUACGGCAUUAUAAAUCAUUUGGCAGUACUUUCUAUGUUUCAGAAGUUGAUAAUACUGCAGCUGUGUACGUUCUUUUGUUUGCUGUUUUGUUGUAUUAUCUAGCACGUGUUUACUUCGACUGACGUACUGGGGAUUCUAAGAAAUUUUGUCUUUUGUUUUUGUAUGAUGAACUUGCUCAUGUUUACCUUGGUCACUAGACUUUUGUAAAGUUGUUACACGUUAUCAUUAUCGCAGUUGCUUACAGACUUUCGAACUGUAAACAUGGCGAGUAAAUGAAAUCUUUGUGUAUUGACAAAAAAAGUGUUAUUAAUACGCUCAAUAGAGGCGGGAGAAAAGAUCAGUGAUGUUGGAUUUAGCUGAUCUACCGUGUCUACAAUAUGGAAAAACAAGGAAAAAAUUCUGUAAGCAGAGGAUGGAAAAUCUGCUAAGAAAUUAAAGAAACCUCAAUACGAAGAUCUGGAUCAAGCGAUGCUAUCAUAGUUUUAUAGACAUGUAAAAUGUGUACUAUAUUAGUAAAUACAUUUUAUUAUAGAAUAGUAAAAUUAUAUCUUUUAUUUCUCUCCAUUUAACGACCACUCUCUAUAACGCCGAAAAAUGCUCAGUUAGUUAAGCGUCGUUAUAUAGAGUUUACACUGUAUGUUAAAAAAAGUGUGCAUUUCGUGUUUCUAGUCAUUUUUUUUUUUUUUUUCAUUUUCACGACAAGUGCAUGUCCUAAAUUACUGCACAUUAAAAAUUAUGGAAUUGUGUAUGUUUUUUAAAUGUGUUUUGAUUGUAAUGUGUAUUGUAACAUAAGUGUUAUCUUGCCAGUUAGACUAAUGAAACCAGGGGAAAAUAUUAGGUGAGACAGGAAAACUUGGAGAAAUUGGGUGGAUAAGUGAUGGAAAUCUGGGGGGGAAAAAUGGGAGUGAAAACAUAAUAUAAAAGCUUAGUAAAAUUACUUCAUAUAUUUUAAGAGCUUAAAACCCUCUUUACAUGGUUUUUUUUUUUUUAAAUUUUAAUUAAAUAAAGUACUCAAACAACUUACUAACAUUCCUAAAAAAAAAACUAACAAUUGUUCUUUAAAAGCAAUAAGAUAACACUUAGGUUAUCAUUUCAUCAGUACAAUUUCAUACAGUAAGUAUACUUCAAAUUUUAAAACUAGCUGCUCAUAGCUGAAACAUUUCUAACCUAUGAUUCUGGAAUAGAGAUGCCACAUGGGUAAAUCACAGAGGUUGUAAAACUAGGGUUUGAGAUUAAAUUAAAGGUAAUCAUUGUAGCUAUAAAAAGGGAAUCACAUGGGAGCAUUGUAGAAUUUGUAACAAUGUAUGCUUUUUUUGUGUGUUUACGAGUAAUUCUGUAUCCAAGCUGGUUAUAUAUUACUUGGUAUUCAAAAUUCAGUGCUAAUUAGAUAAUUUUCUCCAAUUUCAUGUAUUACGUGUGUAUGGUUUUACUUUUAAUAUUUAAGAGUUUUAUACAAGAAAUAUUUCUAAAAAAUAUGGACCAGAGUUUUUUUUUUUUGUCCAAGCUCAUUUGAUAGCAUUACACUCAGUUAUGUACUCAGAAAAUGAUAGCAUCUUUAAACUUAGUGGUAGUUCCAAUUUUUUUUUUUCAGUAGCAAAAAAAUUACAAAAGAGACAAUGAACCAAAGCCUUAAUUUUUGGUCACUAAGUUUGUGGGUACUAGUGACCUGUGACUAGUUCAAUUGAGAAAAUGUCACAAAAUAAACUUCUCUGACCUUGUACACUACUUUGUCAAAUGUUGGAUUUAAUAUUGUAUGGCUGAGCACAGGGACUUGAGAUGAUGGGGCAUCCAAUAUUUUGAACCAUUUAAGCAGAAAUUCUUUGCCCAUAAAUUGAAUCAUGUCUGGGAUUGGGUUUAAACAACCAACCAUUUCCUAAUGACCAUUUUGUCUCUGUGAUCAUGCCACCUAGGACUCGACCCUAUUUUAGUAAUUUUACAAUAAAAUUGGUU